GACUUCUUCCCUAGGCGCCGAGGGGGCAAGACCUGCAUCGAAUGAGCUCCUCAAGCUAAGUAUAAUUUUUAUAUUUCCAGGCUAGCUGGAAGUAUAUUCUGUUAGGUAUUAGUAUCUAAAGGUAUACCGAUUAGUUUCCAGGUGUUUUUGUUUUUCUAAAGUUAAUUUUCUUUGAUUUCUGAGCAUUUUUGUGUGAGCUAGGCCUAGCGGGAAAAAAUCAAGAUGGUUGCCACUUGAUUUUGCGUCCAAACUCAGAGUUUGAGCGCUCGCCCGUACGUAUAAAUCUAACGCCCGUGUUCCUCGCGUUUGCGCGAACACGAGCGUGUGUUUGUUUCUUUUGUAGAGCCAAAACUUUUAUUUUUACUGCUACUUUGAGUUUCGAAGUGGUGCGGUGCUAGGCCAGGGGGCAAACAAAGGAAGCCUGAACUACGCAGGCUAACUUCUUUUUAUUUCUUUUCGGGGGGUUUUCCGCUUAGCUGGACGGGUAAGCUAGGUCCCUUGUGUAACUAAAAGCCUAGCACCACCCUUUCCAGGUGGUGCAGUCUGUGUAUUUCAGUUUUUUGCUGAUUUAUAGGCUUUUUGUUCAAGCGCACUUUUCCCGCCUUUUUUCUUCCGACCGAAAACGCUAUGUAGUAUUUUUUUUUCUUUCUUAACACUAAUGGCGGUGCAGGGCUAAGGUCGGCACUCGUUGCUGUAGCGCGGUCGCGAGAAUACGUUUGUUUGGCCUUUUUUUUCCCAUUUUAGGCCAUUUUCUAUUAUUUUUAGGGGUGUCCCUUUGUGAUUUUGUCCGCGCCAUUUUUGGCACAAAAGACUCUCUUCUUUCGUCGCGAAGAGUAGCUGGGGAUUUUGGUACUGCGAUUCGGCUGGGCUUCGGGUUUGGUUUUUAUUUUUGCGUUUGGGCGUUUCUUUUGCAAGCCUGUCCGUCAUCUGAGACGCUCAGAUGCCGGGCAGCACUACUGGCGAUGCCUCCCCCCCGGGGGAGGAGGUAACUGAGAAGGGCAACGGGGAUUCGCCUCCGACCCAAGAGACGCUCGCCGCGCAGGCAAAAAACAUGAAAUUUAAACUUAACCCGAACUCCGCAACUCUGGUAGACAUGUACCAUGACAUAAGUGAGGCAAUCCCAGCGGUGGGCACUAAAACCAGUAAGACUCACGUGGCCAACCUGCACGCUGCAUACGACCGUCUGUUUGGUUUUGCCCUAGACCUAAUCAACCAGAACACAACACUUGCGGCAAAGAUGGAAGCGUACAAGGAAGAGAGGGAGAGGGCCCCAGCCCCCGCAGCCCCGUCCCCCACGCCGGAGAGUGUUGCCGCCCUGCAGCGCACCUUCUCGCAGGUUCUCCAGCAGAACCCGGCGACUUCGAGCCCGAGCCCCGCCGGCCAGCAGCAGGGGGGGGGCAUCACCCGAGGCCCCCAAGCCAACAACACCACCCUCAGCCCCCAGGGAGAGCCUUUUGAUCUACCCUGCAACCAAGCCAGCAGCUGGGGUGGAGCCCUACGCAGGGAUCUCCCACCUGCUGCGUACUACCUUCCAGCCCGCGGACCUCGGACUCGGCUGCGUCGAGAUCAAGCAAGUGCGAGCACCCUCGCGAUCCCCACCCGAAGACAGACAGCAACCCCGAUUCGACCAUAAAAUUGUUUAUUCCUCAAGAAGCCUGUAAUCAAGAACCAACUACCGCCGACCAUCAUCCAGCAAGCCGUCCAGAUCCAUAAUUCGACCAUAGAACUGUUAAAACAUCAAGCAUCAUGUAAAAAGAACUUUCAACAACCAUCGUCAACUAGCCCGAAACGCCACUCAAGAGAAGUCAUCAGAGAAGAACUGGGGGGGAGGGAGAUACAUUUUAGUAAUUGUUUAGUCCAGGAAGUAGCAUGUAAAAGGGGGAGGGAUUUUAGAAAAGGCUUUCAUUAGUGUGUACAUUGAUAUGUAUAUAUUUUUCUUUAUAUCUUUCACAUAUUUCACUUAAAUUUUACGUAUUUUUAUGUUUUUACCCUAUAUAUGUAUGUUUGCAAUUUUUUCCCUUUUUUUUAUACUUUUGCCUUAUAUAUGGGUGUGUAUGGUUUUGUGUGUAUGUAUGUAUGUGUGUAUGUACAUGUCUAUGUAUAUAUACAUAUAUAUAUACUUUUUUUUUAUGCAUUUUAGUCUAAGAACACUAUUUCAUUUUUACUAAUUUUCUGUAAAGUGAUAGCAUGCUCACUAUUUUACUCUUCAUCAUAUUUAACCAAUAUAUAUAGGCUUUUUCAUUCUGUACAGCGGGUGCAUGCGCGCUUCUCUUCUAA
This is a messenger RNA of Ixodes scapularis (black-legged tick), 2277 nucleotides long. RefSeq lists its product as uncharacterized. The coding region runs from base 941 to 1633 and encodes 230 amino acids. NCBI's taxonomy places the organism in Eukaryota, Metazoa, Arthropoda, Arachnida, Ixodida, Ixodidae. The transcript is spliced from 2 exons. The record is from RefSeq and is a predicted model, not a curated record.